UCGACCCGCAGACUUAGCUUAGCAGGCCAAGCUGGCAACCUCUGUCAUACAACGAGAAGUAUUUAAGUCAUCCAGUUACUCAUUUGGGGUUCAACGAGACAAGUAGACUCGGUAUUAAUUGCUGGAAUGUCGGCUGUUCGCAGUGCAUUAUUCCAGCAGUCAUGCAAGCCGCCAUUUUGGACUGUCCCCCGACGCCGCCAGUUUACAUCUAACAACUCGUGCAACUUGUAAGAGGAAAAAAGUCAUUUAAUUUCGAUAUUUGGUUGGCGAAAUCAUCCAGAUCGAGACACAAGUGGACGGUCGCAUACCACAGAACCUUCAAUGGGCGUGGCGCCCUUGGGAGCGAGUGACCCAGCCCCCUUGUAAAUUGUAUAAUUUCCUCAAAACCUACGCCAACGUCAACUUCGAAACUCCGAAUUCAUCGACAUAGCGCGCACUUCUACGUCAAGAGCGGAGUUGAACACAGGACGUCACCGUGACGUAGACGUGCCUGCACGACGAAGGCUAACCGCCCAGUACGCAUGCGCCGUGUGGAUUACUGUUGAUAACCGUGCUGGUUUAUGUAAACAAUCCCAAAUAGCUGGCGGUGGACUCAUCCUGCAGGAAAGCAUGUCCUCUUGUGUGCUGCUCGCCGUCUUGUUCAGCUUCCCUGUUUCUCUGGGCUCGAUUUCAUUUGGCGAUCGAGACGAAACCCAGACGGUGUGUGCCGGAAAAGAAUUUCGCCUUCCAGUAUACUCAACAUUCAGUACUGUGACAUUCACGCCAAAUACUCUUGGACAGAGGCGCGUGCUGCUGGAAAAGACCACAGUGAAGGAUACUCGAUUCGAGUGGACCCGAGAUAAGAUGCUUGUCCUGAAAGAAGUGACUCGUGAGGAUCAGGGUGUUUAUGCCAUCAAGCUGUCAUCCGGCUUCACCUAUGAAACCGUUCGUCUGAUUGUUUCAGAAUGCAUCAGGUCGUACCAUAGAAAUUAUGGGGAAAACUUUGACCACAGCAUUCCAGAAAAUGGCUCUGUGCUUGAAUUCUCCCCCCGCGGCGCUCCAUCUGAAGCUAUGCCUGUUGUUCUGUGGAACCGGACGGCCUCGGACACCAGCACACUUGGUAGAGGCAGGUUGCUGCGCGGUGGCAAGGUUUGGGUGGCUGAGAGAGUCACACAAGCAGACCAGGGCAACUACACUGUAAGGGAUUUUCAGGGAAAGGCCCUGUUACGAAGCACCCUUGCUGUUCACGGGCACACUUUCAAUGUCACUCGAUUUACCAAAGAAUCCUUAAACCUGCCCCUCUUUCUUCCUCUCCAUAAUGCCCAUCUCAUCUUUACCCCAUCCCGUCAUCCUGAUGAAUCCUCACUGGGUCCGUUUGACCCCAGACCUCCACGUGGCCCCAUACAGCUGAUGAGUGAGGGCCACAUUACAGAUCACGACAUGCGCUACAGGGGACUUGUAUCCGUGGGAAGAAAUGGUUCUCUCAACGAGGUUGUCAUCGCAAGGCUGACUUCAAGACAUGUUGGCACGUACGAGAUUAGAGACUUGGAUGGCAACCUUGUAUCUUCAACCUCACUGCAAGUCAUUGAUAAAGGGGGCAAAUGGCGAGCCAUUUUAAAGUCCAUUACUGUGCCCUCUGGUAUGUUUGUGUCCCUCGCUGGAUUCAUUUUGUUUAUGAAGCGCUAUCCAACCUGCAGUUUGUCGCAAAUCAUCACUGGAAUCAGACCAAACCGCACCCCACAAGCUAACCCACCAAAUGUCAACAUCCAGGACUACAGCCACUCAGCACCACAGCCAUCUAAUUAUUACAGUCACCAGCAUCCUGGAACACCAAGGAAAUGGACCCCACGGCCGAGUCCUGCUCAUGUUGGCUACACAUCGGUCAUGGAAGGAAGCCCAUCUCACCAUUCCCCUGCUCAUGCCAGAGCUGACAUUCAACUCGGACCCACUGUGGGAGCCGGCGGUUCUCCAGCCCGAAAUUCAUCAACUAUGGUUCCACCAAGUGAGGAAGAUCCGAGCAUUUCAUUUUCUCUGCCGGGGGCAUCCAACUGCCUGCAUUCAUCUGAAGACUGUGUUCAGUUCCAGAUUAAGACAGCUACAAAUAAAGAGAGACAAAGGGAUUCACAACCCUUUUUCUCCCAACUACCGCUGGACACUGACACUUCUGAAUCCUGCAGUGUUUAUGUUUCAGAGAAGCUAAACUUCUUAUAGACUGCUGAGGGAGAACAAGGGGAUGAAGAACUUUACUUGUGUGCCUUUUGUAUUUAGGUCAAAUCCACAUCAUUCUUGCAUGCAUUUUUACUGUUAUGGUCUAUUUUCAACCUGCACGUGAAGAAUAGAGUCUCCCAUAUCGCUUGUUUUGUUGACGUCAUUUCGUAUCAGCUGUUGUCUACCUCCAGACUCUCAGGACCACUACAAUCUGCACUGUAUAUACAGCCAAUGUUUGGUGCAUUUGCAUAAGACUGUGAACAUGUGAAAAAACAUAUGCAAUCGAGGCACUCUGUCAUUAAAGUUUCAUGGUGUGAAUUAGCAUUAUACAGUCGAAACAAUCGUGUUGUGAAUAUUUUUGCUAAAAUUAAUACAUUUUCGUGUACCUUUGUCUUUUUGCUGUGCAGGUAACCAUGAAAUGUAUAUAUUAUGUGAAAUGAUCUGAUAACAUCCUCUGUGAGAUUUGGGUCCAUGGACUUAGAUGUUUGCAAUAACAAAUUCAAUAUCUUAAUAAUAAAGAU
Molecule: messenger RNA, 2708 nt
Organism: Synchiropus splendidus (mandarinfish)
Lineage: Eukaryota; Metazoa; Chordata; Actinopteri; Syngnathiformes; Callionymidae
Exons: 13
Coding region: 610-2190 (526 amino acids)
Source: RefSeq, a predicted model, not a curated record